AUGGGGAAGAUAUCCGUCUUAGGCAAAAUCACGCUUAUUUCUUUCAUUUUGCAAGCAAUAAUAAUCACCGUCUUGGAAGCCUUCGUUAUUUAUUUCCAUGUCAAUUUUGUCAGCCAAUAUGAGUUGGAUUCAGUUGUACUUGUAGUAGCUGGUGCUCUCUGGCAUCGUAAUUCUGUUCAAGUAGUAGCCCUUGUAAUAUUCAACCUUCUUACAUUAGCAUACGCAGGAAUACAACUUUAUCAACACAAAAUUCUUGAAGAUCAAGGCACUCAGAAUGCAACAUAUACACCGAUUAAUCCAAUUUUCCCUAAAGAUGAUAGGGAUGCUCCCAAAAUUCAUUAUGAAGCUUUGAUGAGACCAAUCGAGCAUACUAUCAUCGCCUUAAUAUCUGCUUUUUCUAUAUAUUUAGCUGUCAUGUCUUACUUGCUCACCAAAGAAUUUGGUUGGGAAAACUAUAGAACUUAUUCCGCUGAUCCUCAAGUCCGCGACAGAUUUUUGAGUCUUACAAUUUUACAGACUCUGAUUAAAAUGGACGUAUUCUUUAUCGGAUCGUACGCAAUACAACUCAUACCCUCUCAAAAAAUUGGUUAUUCUUCUUCUAUCGUGGAAAUUACCCUUGUUUUUUUUUUGAGUACUCUCAUGUUGUUAAUAUCUUGGAUCUCUGUCAGUAUGGAAAAGAAAUAUCUUUUGCUAUCAGCGAUCAAUCUUUAUUCUAUAUCGUUGAUUUACUGGGCUUAUCGACUUAUAACGGUCAAUCUUCCUGUAUUAAAUGGAGCUGUUGUAAUUUUCGUUCUUGUAUUAAUUACUGUACAUUAUUCCAUCAUUUGCUUCCGAAAUAUGAUGCGUGGAUUUUAUAUACUUUCUGUAUAUGGACGGUCUGAAAAUGAGAAAAAAGACAAUUUAGAUAUCGACGAUUUAGAAGCUUCUCCUUCCAAACGCAUAUCAAAUAAAGAAAAUGCGAUUAGAGAACAAAAGAGACGAACACAACAAGAACAUGAAAAAGCGAUAUUAGAUUAA
Molecule: messenger RNA, 1017 nt
Organism: Dentiscutata heterogama
Lineage: Eukaryota; Fungi; Glomeromycota; Glomeromycetes; Diversisporales; Gigasporaceae
Source: the annotation of a GenBank genome assembly